Trichoplax adhaerens is the source of this 1050-nucleotide messenger RNA. RefSeq lists its product as uncharacterized. The transcript is spliced from 4 exons. The coding region runs from base 1 to 1050 and encodes 349 amino acids. Lineage: Eukaryota; Metazoa; Placozoa; Uniplacotomia; Trichoplacea; Trichoplacidae. Gene Ontology annotation, biological process: positive regulation of transcription by RNA polymerase II. Gene Ontology annotation, molecular function: DNA-binding transcription factor activity, RNA polymerase II-specific; RNA polymerase II cis-regulatory region sequence-specific DNA binding; protein dimerization activity. The record is from RefSeq and is a predicted model, not a curated record.
AUGACUAAGUCGAACGAAAAGAAAAGAGCUGGCAGUGGAUAUUCUGAUAAGAGAUCUAAUAAGAAACCAGCACAGGACAACCUACGCAGUACCGAUGAACGAAAUCAUUCAUCUCGUCGACAAGAAUCAAAUCAAAACACCGCAGAAACAAAUAGAACUGAAAUACCCCUCGAUAGUGAUAGUGAAUCUGCUACCCCACUGUCGGUCGAUAUGGCAGCUGAAGUUAGUGAGGAUAAAGCCCUAUUAAAGAAAACUCGAGGUAGACAAAAAAUUGAUAUAAAAUUUAUUCAAGAUAAAAAUAAAAGAUUUACAACAUUCAGUAAGAGGAAAGGUGGUAUCAUGAAAAAGGCUUUCGAAUUGUGUACUCUCACUGGAACUGAAAUAAUGGUAUUGGUAGCGUCCGAAACUGGUCACGUAUAUACUUUUGCAACUCCUAGAUUACAGCCUAUUGUGACCACUGAAGCUGGUAAAAAUUUGAUUCAGACGUGUCUUCAGUCUGAAUGCGUCCUUGAUCCUAGUAUGGCACAGCGUAUGAACCAAGACGGAUUCCAAGAACCUGAUAUAAAUUUCGAACUCGGAGAAAGGAACUUGCAAUUUACCGCAGGUCUGGCCUCGAAUAUUUACCAAGAUUCCGGACAAAGGAAUCAUUCAAAUGCAAAUCAAGAAUUCUGUCGUACAUUGUAUCCCCGCGAAUUUAGACCGAAUAUAUUAACUUCAAAUUCUUAUAAUAUUGUUAACCGUGGCCCUUCGGGAUCAGGUACACAACAAGGCAGUUCCAAAGAAUGGGAAGAGCAACAACUAUCUUAUAGACAUGUGCGACAAGAUCCUGCUGAAGGCAGAACAUGCUCGCAAUCUGGAACAUCAGCAUCACAAAUGCCAACUGUAACUACUAUCUCUACUGGAAAUCGUUCUACUACAGCUAGAGACCUACGAUACAAUCAAACACACUUAAUUCCGCGAGAAAACGAAGAGGCCGGUUAUUGGGUAGCAAAUAAUCCACCUCAUGCAGCUACGGAAAAUGAAAACAGCAACGAAAAAAACGCGUCGUGA